This is a messenger RNA of Homarus americanus (American lobster), 4023 nucleotides long. RefSeq names its product ubiquitin carboxyl-terminal hydrolase 24-like. Gene Ontology annotation, molecular function: cysteine-type deubiquitinase activity; cysteine-type endopeptidase activity. The record is from RefSeq and is a predicted model, not a curated record. The coding region runs from base 101 to 2983 and encodes 960 amino acids. NCBI's taxonomy places the organism in Eukaryota, Metazoa, Arthropoda, Malacostraca, Decapoda, Nephropidae. Gene Ontology annotation, biological process: protein deubiquitination. The transcript has 19 exons. Gene Ontology annotation, cellular component: nucleus; cytosol.
UGUCAUUUUUUGUCUAUCAACAUCCUAGUAUGCACCAGCUGUAGAUGGAAGGUGCAGCAGUGGCUACGUGGGUCUCAAGAACGGAGGGGCAACUUGUUACAUGAACUCAGUCCUUCAGCACCUCUUCUUGGUUCCAGGAGUACCUGAGGACAUUCUGGCUGUUUGUAGUGAUGAUGAGAAUGAAGAAAGUCUGUUCUAUCAGCUGCAGACAGUGUUUGGACAUCUGAUGGAAUCUCAACUUCAGUAUUAUGUACCAGACAAAUUUUGGAAGUGCUUUAGAAUGGAUGGACAGCCAGUUAAUGUCAGGGAACAGCAAGAUGCAUUUGAAUUUUAUACAAGAUUGACAGAACAAAUUGAUGACUAUUUGAAGAGCCAACGGCAAGAGAGUGUAUUUGCACAGCGAUUUGAAGGGGUUUACUCCAUCCAAAGAAUAUGCCAGGAUUGUCCUCACAGAUAUGAAAGAGAGGAACCAUUCUUUGCCCUGAACCUCACUGUCACAAAGUGCCAUGAUCUACAGGACUCCUUAGACCAGUUUGUUAAAGGGGAGCUCCUGGAGGGUGAUAAUGCCUAUUACUGUGAGAAGUGCAGUGUAAAGAGAACAGCCCUCAUUAGAACCUGUGUCAAGACGCUACCUCCUGUGUUGGUUAUACAGUUAAAGAGAUUUGGUUAUGACUGGGAAGCUUCUAGAGCACUCAAGUUUGACGACUACUUUAAAUUCCCAUGGGUUCUGGAUAUGAGUGCAUACACAGCAGAAGGCCUGGCUGAGCAGGAAGAAGAUCCUGGUGGCGGUAGUGAUAGUGACCAAAGAGCUACUCCAUCCCCUGAUCCAAAAGAUUCUCUACUUUCCCAAAAAGUGGUAAAUACACAAGCUACCUGCAGCCCCCACACACCAGGCAGAAAGGCUGGUAUAACCUCUCAACAUGCUCCACGCAUUAAGAUAAACACAAGAAUAAGGCACAAAGGAGCCAUCUAUGAACUUGUUGGCGUUAUUGUACACAGCGGACAAGCAAGUGCUGGACACUAUUAUUCCUACAUUAAGGACCGCAGAGGAGACCCACUGACGAAUCCCAACAAAGGUCAGUGGUUCAAGUUUAAUGAUACCAGCGUGGAACAGGUGGAGAUGAAUGAUGCUCUUCUGGAACAAGAAUGCUUUGGGGGAACAUACAAAGCCAAAGUCUCUUAUGAUUCUUCAAAUCCUCUACCUGAAGAUCGAUUGAGAUACUGGAAUGGUUACAUGCUUGUAUAUGACAGCAUGGAUGACCGUUUGGCCACCCCCAAAACCCCUAAAACUCCAAAGGUGGGGGUAAUGUCCCGGUCCUUCAGAGCCUCUACCAGCAGUGCAAGGAAAAGUUUGUCUCUUGGAAGUGGGAGCAGUGAGAGGAGAGCCCGAACUAGCUUAUGCGAGUUAAGUCAUCUACUGCAGCAGGGAGAAAAACAAGGAAUGUUCCGUGAACAAAUUCCUCCACGUAUCCUGUCUGCCAUCACACACGAAAACCUCACCUUUCUUAAGAAUCGUGAUAUUUUCUCUCACGAUUACUACUACUUUGUACAGCAACUGUGCUCAGCAAAUUUGUUUGGUUUACAGGAAAAUGGUCAAACUAGUAGCAACGGUGCCCUCUUUGUCCAAGCAAUUUAUUUAGGAAUGAACUUUCUGUUGAACACGUACCUCCGAACCAAAGAUAAAGAGGAGUCGGUGAUCAACCAGUGGGUCCAUUUGCUCAACACUGUUGUCCAGCAAUCCAGGGAAGCAUGUAGCUGGGCCGUGAAUUACAUGUCGAUUGAGGAUGGAGGAGCACACAUCCAACCCCUUUUGUUAGAGUGCUCAAACAAAAUGAUUCGAGGACAGUUCAGCAACCUAUUAGGCUCCAUCUUCAAAGCAGAGUACGAGCAUUCUCAGAGUGUUCACAGUGUGCAGAACAUAAUAAAGCACCUCCUGUCACUCCUGGCUUCUGAUGUGCCAGCAGCUGUCAAGAACUCUUAUCAAUAUUUCUCACUGUUGUACUGCUACUGCCAGCAGGGUAAUGCCCAGUGUCAACAGAUCCUCAACCUGGGUGGGUUUUCAAGCUUUCUCAGUUUCCUACUGGGAGCAACAGACUUAGAUAAGCGGCGGUGGUCAUCAUUGCAAGCUCAAGAUUUUGGUCCACUGCACUGUAUUAUUUCAACCUUGAUUACAGUAUGUGAUAUGGUUCCCCACCAAAACACAGAUUCAGCUGUCGAAAAGAAGAUUGACAGUGAAACAAAGAAGUUGAUGAUGCCAGCGGAGGUGGCUCAGGCACUGUACGGUGGGGAACAGGCUCGAUGGCUUAAGGAGGCUGUAAUGGCUUACAAAGAAAUAAUGAGCAACAUUCCUCAGCUGACACUGGCACUCACAGCAGCUGCAACAGAGAAUUCUUCAUUCACUAGUGCUUUGUUAACUGCAGUCAUGACUGAGUAUGCUAAACCGCCUUCAAAUGUACUGAAAAAUCUUUCUCAGUUUAUACUAGAGAUAUUGAAUGUGAGUGACUCCUUACAGCCAAGUCGCACUACUGCUGUCCUGGAAGGCUUUCAGACUGCAGAUGGGGAAAACAUAAUGGGCCUUUUAGAUAUGAUCGGAACCAACAAAGAUUACGACAGUAGGCGAGCUUACCAGUGUAUCAAGCUGGUAGUAACACUCUCGGCCCGAUGCCCAUUAGCCCGGGAUCACCUCACUCGUACCCAGGCUCGUUGGCAGUGGGCUGUGGAGUGGCUACGAGGGAAAAUGGACGAUCACUCGGCAACUCUUUCAACUGUAACAGGAAUGAGCAAUGAGGAUUCUAAUACCAAAAAUUUCCAGCGCACAACAAGUGCACAGUUAACACUGGAGGAGGCCACAGCCCUGCUAAGUGAGUUGGAAUCAACAGAGAUGGAAAUUGAAUGUGAUCCUACUGAGCUUGGAGAUAUUAAGGAAAGUGUUUCUGAACAUGAUACAUCUCCAUCCCAGGAUUUGGAUGCCAUUGACCCUUGAAAUAUUAAUCAAUGUGACCAAAGUCUGAUUAGUCUUUUACCCAAAUGCUAUUUCUUUACGAGUACUUGAUGUGAUCUCUCACUGUGUGGGGUGGCUCAAAGAGAAAAAGUCCUCCCCUCCCCCAUCCAAUUAAGUGAGGAAUCAACUAAAGGUUGCAUGAAUGGAUGCACUGUAUACCUAAAUACUUACGCAGAGAAGAUACAGUCUUUCAAAUGUUGGACUAAAUGUUCUCAUAUAUAAUACUCGUCUUUAAACAAAAAACUUCCCUAUCUGGGUAAAACAGCUGUGAUUGAGAUUGAUUUUUAACCUCUGUGUAAAAUGAUAUUAAGGGUUGGGAGUCCCUAUAUGUGAAAACUUGUACUAUUCGCUCACACACACAUUAAUGAAGCGUUCAGUUUCUCCGGUGUUACAUAUUUUAUGACUUUAUUUUAAUGAAGUUCUGAUGUGUUUUCAUCAUUAUCUCCUAUUUGGUUAUUACAUUGAGUUUAACUAUCAUGUAUUUUUUCCAUGGUAAGAAUAAAUCCUUGUAUAAAGAUGUCCUUCACGAGACAGGUCUUUGUGAUUAGCGUUUUCCGCAGUGUUUGAGUGUCCAGUCCUUAGUACUGUUAAUACCAAAAGUGCCAUAAAAUAUAUUUUAUCCAAACUUGUUUUAGCAUUUCUUGCAAGAGUACAAAGCUGUAGAACAUGGCUGAAUAAUCACAGUGUUUUAUUGUGCACAUAUGAUAGUAACCUUUUUCAUACAGCUAAAGUUGAAUUAUUCUUAUAAUAAUCAUACUUUUUUGUUUCUUGUUUGGCACAUAACCAGAGAAAUGGUUCAGUGUGCAUUACAGGUAAUGUAUAUCUCACCUUCCCAGUUUUUGAAAGUUUUAAUAGUUUUAAUAAAGACAGUAAUUAAAUCUGGUGAGUAAAAAAGAAAAAUUGAAAAGUUGAUUACUGUACAGGUAGAAGUUUUUUACAAACAUGUAUCUCCAUUACAUGGAGGGUAAUGAAACAUUGUUAAACAUGGAUAAAAGGUUUAAAUAAAGAUAAAACAAACUGUA